UUUCUUGAAAAAUAAAUACUUUUUAUAUUUAUGUAAUUUAGUUUUAUUAUGUUUCUAUGGCUACCAAAAAUAUCGACUUCGAAUCGAUCAAAUAAUUGCACAAGUAAUUUUAAAAAGCUCGUAAAUAAAAUAAUUUAAAUUCUUUAAAAAUUUUUCAAUUAAAAUAAUUAUUAAUUAAUUAUUUAUCAAAAUGAUUAAAAUACAAAUUAACAUUUUAAAAAUAUACAACAAUUAAAUUAAUAUUUUUUAUGCGAUUAUUUAAAUAAAAAACAAGUUUAAAAAAAAAAACAAACAAACUAUGUUUGUAUAAAAAAUUGGGAACAAUUUAAAAUAGCUUUUAGUUAAAAAAAAAAUAUAUAUAUAGAUAUUUUAAUCACUAAAAAAUUCAAAGCCGCCACCAAUUCGCAUUUCUCUGUAUAGUAAAUUGUUGAUAUCAAAGCGCAUGUCUCACCCCGUGUAUCCAAGGGGAUGUGUUUCAUAUAUUUAUUUCCAAAACGUUGCAAUACGGACAAGCAUAUUAAUCACAUAUAAACCAUAUUUUUUUUCCCCUCACUUUUAUUUUAAAUUAUUACUUUUAAUAAGCACAAAACAUUCAAAUUCAUAUUCAUCACUAUCAACAAUUAAAUCCUAAAAUAUAUUUCUAUUAAACAAUUGCAGUAUAAUAAUCAUUUUUUUUUUUUUACACACAGUGUCCUUUGGUAUGUACAACACUGCCAAAGACUAACAUAGUUAUUGAUUACCAAGUUGAGCAUAAAAAAAAAAAAAAAGUUUUUAACAAAGAAAAUUAUUAUAUAUUUAAAAUAUAUUAUUAAACUUUUUAAUAAAUAAUAUUAAUUUAUUAAUAAUCAAGAUGAAGAUAGGAUUAUUGAAGAAUUUUUUGCACUGCUUCAGUUUAAAACAAGGCACAGUUCUCAUUGCAAUUUUACAAUUGUUUAUAUCGGGUAUUAUUAUGACAUUUUUUCUUCUGGCAUUGGCACAUGCCAUGGACAUUCAAGAAAUGGUUGAACGUGAUACUGAAGAUGCACUUGAACGUGAAGCCCUUGAAGAAAUAUCAUCAAUGCAUCUUAAUACUAAAAAAAUGGAUAUUGCUCAUCACAAUGCUACAGAAAAAGUUUAUUCAAUGUAUUGUGGAUUAGUCAUAUCAGUAAUACAUUUUGUUUCUACAAUUUUACUUCUUUAUGGCGUAUUGAUUAAUAACCGUCAUUUUAUGGCACCAUGGAUGAUGAUUAUGAUGACAACAAUUGUCGCUUUAAUUCUCUCACUAUUUCUUGUUCAACAAGAUUGUCCAUUUAUAGCUGUUUUAGGAGGAAAACUCGACAUAAUUGAACGUCUUGUUGUGUUGUUUCUUAUAAACAUGGGAAUUUAUAUUUGGUUUGUCGUAUAUAGUACGUACAAAAGUGCUGAAAAUAAAGGUGUUUUGAUUCACGAAAUUCACAGUGUCAAAAAACCAAAAUUUGCCUUGACACCUGGAGAAGGAACAAGCAAUGGAAAAGUUCGUUUACAUGCCGGAACUCAAAUUCCAUAUGAAGUCUAAAAAUAUAAAAUAUAAAAAAUAUUUAAAAACGUGAUAAAAUUAUUUUCGUCAAUUGAUCCAUAUAAAUUAAUAAAUAACAUGGAUCAAACAAUCAUACGAUAAUUUUUGGUGUCAAAUAAUGAUAUUUAAAAUAUAUAAAAAAAAUAAAUAAAAACAUAAUUUACUUUGCCAAUAUUGACAUUGAUUUACAGACAAAAAAAACGAGCAAAAAAUUAAAUUUUCAAGUAUGAAUAUUACUAUUGCAAAAAAUACUUUGUCCAUUAUUUUUUUACAACAAAAAUUAUCAUUUAAUUUUAACGUAAAUUAAAUAAUUUAAAAUACUUUAUGAUAAUAAUUAAAAAUAUUAAUUUUAUUAUUUAUUUUUUUAAGUAUAUGUUAUUGUUUAUAUUAUUUAAACAAAAUUAAGUAUCAUUUGUUAAUUAAUUUUAUGUAAAAUAAUAAAUAAUUUAUAGCACAAAAAUGAUA
Messenger RNA from Aphidius gifuensis, 1999 nucleotides. RefSeq lists its product as uncharacterized. The transcript is spliced from 5 exons. NCBI's taxonomy places the organism in Eukaryota, Metazoa, Arthropoda, Insecta, Hymenoptera, Braconidae. The coding region runs from base 851 to 1534 and encodes 227 amino acids. The record is from RefSeq and is a predicted model, not a curated record.